Salvia hispanica is the source of this 3057-nucleotide messenger RNA. RefSeq lists its product as uncharacterized. Gene Ontology annotation, molecular function: protein binding. The record is from RefSeq and is a predicted model, not a curated record. NCBI's taxonomy places the organism in Eukaryota, Viridiplantae, Streptophyta, Magnoliopsida, Lamiales, Lamiaceae.
AUAUAUUAAUAUGGCCCACUCUAGCUCUCACCUCUCUUUCUCUCUCCCCAUUGUCUGUCUGGUUUUCCUUCCCCAAGCAGAUUCAACAUAUUUGCCCAAUCUCACCUAUGUACUUUCCUUUGUCCUUUUUCCUUUCCUCAAUUCUUUCCAAAAACACAACACCAAAUCAAUCCAUGAUCUUCCCUCAUGCUAGCUGAUCACCACACACAUGUUGUCCACACUCCUCCUCUACGCAAUCCUAUCCUCAUCAUGCCACGCCGCCGUCGCCACCUGCGAUUCUUGCAGCCAUAUUCACCAAUACAUAGCACAGCCAGACCAAAUCUUCGAGCAGAAGAGCACCAGAUUCUGGCACUUCAACGAGCAGUCCGCCUCUUGGGGGGAGCUGCGGCUCCCCUACGACCUGGUUUCUUGCAUCGACGGCGACUGCAGAGUCGUCGCAUCGAUCCAAGAAGCCGGUGAUGGGAGCCAGAUGACUCCUCUGCGGCAUCAGUCUCUCCCUCUGAGGAGGAGAGUCUCGUUGACUAGGAUGUCCGAGGCGUCUGUGUGGGUGACCGGAGAGAGCGGCUCGAUAUACGAGAGGUUUUGGAACGGCCUCCGUUGGGUGAUCGCGCCGCAUGACCUGCCCGUCCCCGCGGUUUCUGUGUUUUUGGUUAACCAGAGUAUCCUUGCCCUGUCUGAGACUGGCUCCUUGUAUCAAAUGCAGCUGAGUGAUGACGUACAACCAUUCUGGGUGGAGUUUGAUCACUCCGUGCACGGUGGGGUUGCCUCGGGGGUGGUUACAGAUGACAAAGAGAGGAUGUACUUGUGCACGAGAAGCGGACUGCUUCUCGAGCUUGUUGGGGUUGAUCCCCCGAGGUGGGAGAGCCACGGGCGGCCUCCAGGGGCAAAUGUGUCAGCAGUGAGCGAUGGCGCUAGGGUUAGACCCGGGCUUCUCCUCAUUGUGAGUGCUGCAGGGGAUCUGUACGAGUACGAUAGUGUAUCAAAGCCUACGUGGAGGAAGCACGUGCACAGGCAGGGUACUCAUACUUCCUUGGUGUCGUCGUCCCCUGCCUGUGUUGUGCCUGGACUAGUUGGAGCCUACUCUGUGUCUCUCUUCUUGUUGAGUAAGAAGGAGGGGUUGAUCGAGCGGAGGCUGCACCGGAGGAAGUGGAAAUGGGUGGUUCAUGGCAAUCCCAAAGGCCAUCUACUGACCUCCAUCACCUGCACCACUCAAGAUGACUCGAACCCGUUGCUGCUUCUCACAACUGCAGACGGCUUCGUGUUCCAAUAUCAAAUCCACAAGAACGAAGAAAAUGAAGAGAAAUGGAUAAACCAUAAGCAUCCCCCUAAUGCAAGAGUUGCCAGAGGCAUCUCAGGGGUGGAGCUCCAAGCCGGGAGGACGAUCUUCCCGUUGGAUGAUGGAAGGCUUGCAGAGCUCCAUCUCUCUGGCUUCGGAGGCGAGGAUUUAGGCCCCAACGCUCAAAUGAGUAGCCGGAAAAAAUCCCUAGUCAAGUAUGUAUGGUCACUGCUUGAUGCCCCUGAGAGUGAAGGAUGGAACGGGGAAUACUGCAUUGAACAGCGCGGACCCACCAACUGCAUCACAGGCACCAAGGAGGAGACGAGCGAGUCAUCGAUCUCACGGUGGCGAAAGGACUAUAGGACACAAGAGAGUUACCUAACACCAGAUGGUGAUGCAUCAGACGAAGACUAUGGUGUCGUUAGUGAGAGAUUGGACAAGAAGUUGUUUCGUCUCCGGUUAAUGCAGGGAGGGAAGUCAUUUUUCCUGAUAACAGAGAGUUACAUGACAUUUGAGUAUCUGGACACUGAGAGUGGCUGGUUCUGGUUGAGGCAUGAGUACGUGACUGGGAUCCACAGUGCGGUUGGGAACUACAACGGGAGCUUGUUUGUGGUGGAUGGGCAGGGGAGCUUGCUGAUUAGAGAGAGAAGCAGCAGUGAUUUAGCUUGGAUCAACUGCACUGCCAUGAGGAAAGGUAGGCAGGUGGUUGGUGGCCCACCGUGGGAUGGGAUCCCCGGCCAGCCAAUUAGGGCUAAAAUCGAAGAUGCAAUCUUCUUUGUCAGCACGACCGGGAGGCUCUUGCAGUUCACUGUAGCACUGAGAAAGUUCAAAUGGAGAGACUGUAAGAAUCCACCGGGCGUCAAGAUUGCGAACAUAGUCGAUCAAGAGGGGUUCAGGGAGAACGUGGUGUUCGUCGUGGGGAGGAACGGGCGGCUAUAUCAAUACAACAAAGUCACACAAGUGUGGCACCAGCACUACCAGUCACAGCACUUGGUUCUGUCAACAUCACCGGGAACUGCAACGAGGCCCUCAGCAGGGUCACUGAGGGGGUCGCUCUUCAUGUUGUCGGAGGGUGGUGGGCUUGUCGAGUAUCAGUGGAGUCCCACGGACGGAUGGAACUGGAUUGAGCAUGGGACUCCACAUACUAGUGUCACACUCAUUGGGGCACCCGGGCCUUGCUUCGGUGGGACUCAGCUUUUCUUGAUAGGAUCAAAUGGGAAUGUGUAUCUGAGGUAUUUCAACCAGCAAGAGUGGAAAUGGAGGCACUGUGGUUUCCCUUUUCUGCCAAACAAAGGCGAUCAAAGCAAAGGGGAAGGUGAAGUUGUUGAAUGUGUGGAAAAUGAUUUUGCAGAUAGCUUUCACAAGAAUGAAGAUAAAUUACAUGGCCUGGACAAAUUUUGUGACCCUAGGGUAUCAUCGACAAGACCAAUUCCAUUUUCUGAAGAUUCAGUCAUUUUCGAGUUGCAGGAUGGCCAAUUGGGAGAAAUGAGACAGACAGAUAACAAAAACUGGAUUUGGUCACGUACAAUAGGAACUCCAACAAGCUUAUGCAUGGCCAAUUUCUGGAGUUCGUGGGCUACAUAAAUGCAUGGUUCUAUGUGUUGAAACAAAUAAUUUAGGAAGUAGGACAUCAUUUCAAAGGAAUAGAUAUUAGGCAACAGGUUCCACCUUAGAAAAUGUAGAUAAAAUAGGUUAACACACAAAAUAUACGACACACACAAAAAUUUACAGAUGUACAUUAUCUGAGUUAAAGCUUAACAACUGAGAUUUGCAGUUUUAUA